UCUCAUUUCUGUUUCAGCACAUUUCCCCCUGUUUUCCCCCUGGUUCCCGAUUUAUUUGCUUUUCAUGAGAUUGUGAUUUGGUCCUGUAGAUCUGUCUUGCUUGGAUUCCAGUAUUAUUGUUCUGUGUUUCCCUCUCUUCCAUCUUAGUACAGAGGAUGCAACAUUGAACUGCUUCUGCAUUUCGCAGAAAGAUUAGAAAAGUCCUUGCUUUUGGCGGUUCUUAAUUCUUGCUUUCCUCAGCUUUCUGCAGGCUGCAAUCUUUUUUGGCAUUUUGGUAUCAUUGAAAUGAUUAACUGCUUGAAAUGUGCUGCUACUUCAACUGGCGAGCUUUGCGCAUACCUUUAUCUGGUAGGCAUGUCGUUUGCAUGAAGGGAAAGGCAUUCAUUUUGGGCGCCUUCAUUUUGGGGGUGGAUCAUUGGGGGGAGGGGGGCGCCUCUCUCCUUUUCGAGCGGAAAUGAUGGCGCCUUUGGCGAGCUCUCUACCGAUCAAUCACUUGUUUAUUGCGAAAGAGGAUGCUAGAUCUGUAGCGUUGCAUGAUUGGGCUUAGUGGGGGGUUGGACAGAGUUGAUGGUCAUAGGAAGGAGACCUCAGCUUUAACUUUCCUAAUUAGACAGAUGAAUCCCCAAGCGCGCGGCAUAUUGAGCGCCCAAUGAUAAGCGUCCAUGGUGGGAGGUGGAUGGAGCUGAGUGUGGUGAUUGGGAAUGAACCCUACAGUGCAAUAAUACAUCACAAUGCCAAGGUUGCUUGCUAACUGACUAGAUCGAGCUUGUUGCAGUCUUCCAUUAUCUUGUCUGAUAAACAGACAGUUGUAGCAACAAUGGCUUCGAAGGCAAUGCCUCAAACCCUCCCAGAAAUCCCAAGCGUCCCAGACCUGAAGCACUGUUCUAAGAGUGCUUCCCCUUUGGAGACGCCCCCGACAAACAAUCCCUGUGCUUCAGCACAAACAUAUUUACCAGAAACAACCAAGCUGAGGAAAUCGAGUCAUAAACUGGAGUUGAAGGAGCAGAAACCAGACCAACACCAGAAGGAAUCUGUUGAUGCUGCGUCGAUCGAUUUUCCUGUAGAAUCCUGUGAGAAAAUGGUUGUGGAGCACGGGAGUAUGAAUGGAAGUUCCACUUCAUUUCAGACAUGUGAAGGAAGUAUUCAAGCAAAGGUGAGUGCAAGUGCUAGGUUCACGGAUCGACCCGAGAUCGGUGACAGAGGCAAUAGUGGCAGAUGCAGGCUUAGCACAAGCAGCGAUAUCAGCGACGAGAGCUCAUGUAGCAGCAUGAGCAGCAGCACAAAGCCUCACAAGGCAAAUGAUUCACGAUGGGAGGUGAUUCAGAUGGUCAAGACUAGAGAUGGGAUCCUUGGGUUGAGUCAUUUCAGGUUGUUGAAGAGGCUAGGCUGCGGCGAUAUUGGCAGUGUCUAUCUCUCUGAAUUAAGCGAGACAAAGAGCCAUUUCGCGAUGAAGGUUAUGGAUAAGGCGUCACUAGCAAGCCGUAAGAAGUUGCUUCGAGCUCAAACAGAGAAGGAGAUUCUGCAAUGCCUGGAUCACCCCUUCCUUCCUACACUUUACACUCACUUUGAGACUGAUAAGUUCUCCUGUCUGGUUAUGGAGUUCUGUCCAGGGGGGGAUCUGCACACUCUUCGACAGAGGCAGCCUGGCAAACAUUUUCCAGAGCAAGCUGUCAAAUUCUACGUAGCAGAAGUCCUCCUCGCAUUAGAAUACUUGCACAUGCUCGGGAUCAUAUACCGUGAUCUCAAACCUGAAAAUGUCCUUGUUCGGGAGGAUGGCCACAUCAUGCUAUCCGAUUUCGACCUCUCCCUUCGUUGUGCAGUCAGUCCCACACUGAUCAAGUCCUCAAACCCUGACGCAGAAGCACUCAGGAAGAACAGCCAAGGCUACUGCAUCCAGUCAACUUGUGUCGAGCCGUCCUGCAUGAUUCAGCCAUCAUGUGCAGCCCCGACCACCUGCUUCGGCCCACGCUUCUUCUCCUCCAAGUCCAAGAAAGAUCGUAAACCGAAGCCUGAAGUUGCCAUCCAGAUCAACCCCUGGCCUGAGCUCAUGGCAGAGCCCAGUGAUGUGCGAUCGAUGUCAUUUGUCGGAACACACGAGUACUUGGCCCCUGAGAUCAUCAAAGGUGAGGGCCAUGGCAGUGCUGUCGACUGGUGGACUUAUGGGAUAUUCUUGUAUGAGCUGCUGUUUGGGAAGACACCUUUCAAGGGAUCUGGCAACCGGGCUACACUGUUCAAUGUCAUCGGCCAGCCAUUGCGCUUCCCAGAGUUCCCGGUUGUGAGCUUCUCAGCACGAGAUUUGAUAAGGGGUCUACUUGUGAAGGAGCCCCAGCAACGGUUAGCUUACAAGCGUGGUGCCACGGAGAUUAAGCAGCAUCCGUUCUUCGAAGGCGUGAAUUGGGCACUGAUCCGGUGUGCAAGCCCACCACAAGUACCAAAGCCUGUCGAGAUCGAGAGGGCAUCGAAGGUGCCUCCAUCAACAUUAGGAGCCGCUGAUCCUUCCACUGGUGCACCCCAGAAAGGUUCUGAUGAUUACUUAGAGUUUGAUUUCUUCUAGCAAACAUAUGGGUACUGUACCAUUGGAUGUAGGUUUUCAGAUGUGACGUUUUCAUCAGAUGGUUGGUGUUCUAUAUUUGUCUCUUCAA
Messenger RNA from Phragmites australis (common reed), 2642 nucleotides. RefSeq names its product protein kinase G11A-like. The record is from RefSeq and is a predicted model, not a curated record. The coding region runs from base 818 to 2554 and encodes 578 amino acids. Lineage: Eukaryota; Viridiplantae; Streptophyta; Magnoliopsida; Poales; Poaceae. The transcript has 3 exons. Gene Ontology annotation, biological process: protein phosphorylation. Gene Ontology annotation, molecular function: protein serine/threonine kinase activity; ATP binding. Gene Ontology annotation, cellular component: nucleus; cytoplasm; plasma membrane.